AUGUAUAAGUACAAACAGGACGAAGACGAACAGCUGCAAAGACUAAGAAAAGCGUUACCAAAAAACUCUUUUUGGUCUGAUCGAGUCCGGCCAAGCAAGAAAAUCGAGCAAACGUGGAAAAUUCUUGAUACUGAAUUUGGAAAUCAAAUGAAAUUGACGGACACACUGCUAAACAAAAUUGCCAAUCUCAAACCAAUAAAGGAUGACUCGAACUCGCUCUCGCGUUACGCUGCUAGAACAUUAAGCUUCGUGAACAACAUGGAACAAAACGGUUGCGCAGUAACAAGCACAUCGGAAGCACCCUUUGUCAUGUCACAGUUUCUGUCUAAAUUGGAUGCCAACGAUUACAUUGAAUUUGGCCGCGAAAUGCUACGCAUGGGAAAAGAAGAAAAUGCUUUAAAUUUGAUUGAUUGGCUAAACAAAGAAGCAAGUUUACGAUCGCAGUUGCUGAAAUCCAAGAGAGAAUAG
This is a messenger RNA of Porites evermanni, 468 nucleotides long. Lineage: Eukaryota; Metazoa; Cnidaria; Anthozoa; Scleractinia; Poritidae. The record is from the annotation of a GenBank genome assembly.